AUGUCGACUUGCUAUAUUGGUUUUCCACAUAAUAGAGCUGGAGGUCAAAGUCAUCAUCCACCUGUUUUGUAUGGUGAGGCAUGUGUAACACAAGGCUUUCAUGCUGGCCAUCUUGGCGUUGAUAUUGGAUCUUAUGGUGCUAAAUCUGUCAACUUGUAUGCAGUUUGGGAUGGAACAGUGAUAGGUACAUGUAAUGGUGCCAAAGAUUACGAUCGAGCAACAUGUGGUGAUUGUGGUAACUAUGUUCAAAUACGGUAUAAUACAGUCAUAGUUACCUAUUGUCAUAUGAAAUCCGGUUCAUUAACUGUAACCAAUGGUCAAAGAGUUGCAAAAGCACAAAUAGUUGGUAAAAUGGGUACAUCUGGCCAGUCCACAGGAGUUCACCUUCAUGUAACUGUACGAGAAAUAAGCAAUAAUGCGGCUCAAGACAUUAGAACUCGUCUCGGGCUCAACGGAUGGCGAAAUUGCUGA
Molecule: messenger RNA, 471 nt
Organism: Rotaria sp. Silwood1
Lineage: Eukaryota; Metazoa; Rotifera; Eurotatoria; Philodinida; Philodinidae
Source: the annotation of a GenBank genome assembly